Limanda limanda (common dab) is the source of this 2445-nucleotide messenger RNA. Its product is annotated as basement membrane-specific heparan sulfate proteoglycan core protein-like. NCBI's taxonomy places the organism in Eukaryota, Metazoa, Chordata, Actinopteri, Pleuronectiformes, Pleuronectidae. Gene Ontology annotation, biological process: cell surface receptor signaling pathway. Bases 1 to 2445 code for a protein of 814 amino acids. Gene Ontology annotation, molecular function: transmembrane signaling receptor activity. The record is from RefSeq and is a predicted model, not a curated record. The transcript has 11 exons.
AUGUUCUGUUUGUGCGGGGGGGUAGAUGCUGAGCUGACCUUUGAACCCAACUCAACCACUCUAUAUUCUGGGGAGCACGUUAAUCUCACGUGUCACAUGAGAGAAGCAAAUGUCAGUGAGUGGUUUUAUGAAUUCAAGUGGAACGACAAACCACUGGUUCCCAUCACUUCCACUAACGUGCUCAGGAUUCCAGAGCUAACGCCCGACAGGAACGGGGAUUAUCAGUGCAUCGCUCACCACAACAGCUCAGAAGAGAACAGACGGAGCAACAGGGCCACUCUCUCUGUGUCAGCACACAGACCCAGAGCCACAGUGAGAGCAUCCAGGACGUCCAUCCCAGUGGGCGGCUCUCUGACUCUGACCUGUUCUGUGGAGGAGUCUGCGGGUUGGAGCUACGACUGGUUCACACGUUCCCCAGACGCUGAGGAAACCGCCAUCGCAACAAAUCCUGUGCAAAACUCUCUGAGCAUCUCACAGGGAGGCAGCUACUGGUGCAGGGGAAGAAGGACUCACUCAGAUUUCUGCUCAGAGAAGAGUCACGUGCAUCACAUCGACAGAACCUUGUCCAACAGAAGCUUUGUCGUGCUGCAACACAACUGGACUCAGAUAUUCAGCGGUGAGACGAUCUCUGUCAGGUGUGAGAUCCAGGGAGGAGGAGACACCCAGUGGGAAUAUGAAUGGAGGACAACAAGCUCCCACCAACCAGUCACUGGUCCAGACACAGCUCCCACACACAGUGAAUACAGGCUGGGCACUGCCUCUGUUUUCCACAGUGGAGAGUACUGGUGUAAGGCCAGAGCGGACUGGUAUUCCUCAACAGAGUGGAGUGAGGCCUUCCAGCUGAGAGAUUACGUAAAAGCUACUAAACCAAUUUCCGCCCAAUCCCCAGAAAGCAUCUGGGUGUGGACCUACGAUAAACCCAGGCCCAGGCUGACUGCCGAUAACACAACCAUCACAGGAAAGGGAAGCGUAGCACUGACCUGCUCUGUGGAGAACGCGUCUGAGUGGAGAUACGACUGGUUCAGAAGAACCUCAGCCUCCUCUGCAGCUCAGAUCCUAAGAUAUAAUGAAACACAUGAUGGAAUCAGCAUCUCAGAGGAAGGCAUCUACAGCUGCAGAGGACGGAGAGGAGACACAACCUUCCUCACAGAGGACAGCAACCGAGUCACAAUAGAGAACAGAGUUUCCCACAAGGCGUCUGUGGCCCUGCAGCCUGACUGGUCUCUGGUCUUCAGCGGUGAGACGAUCACUGUCCGGUGUGAGGUCCCUGCAGAUGUACCAGCUGAGUGGGAGUAUGAAUGGACCAAACCCAACUCAACUACGGUUCCAACACACGAUGAAUUCAGGAUUGUCAAUGCGUCCUCGUCCGACAGUGGAAGCUACAGGUGUUUGGCUAAAGACAAGAAGAACUUGAAUUCCAUGACCGAGUGGAGCGAUGACGUCACAUUAACAGUUUCUGCAUCACCUGGAUGGAAGUAUUAUUGGUACAGAGGUAAGAAAACCUCGAAGCCCCUGACGGAUGAGGAUUUCAAGUCACAUGGACAAAGUGCUAGUGCCUCACGUGAAGGACUGUACUGGUGCAGAGGAGGAAGAGGAGAUCCAGUUCACUACACCCAGUACAGUACCUCAGUCAGGAUUCAUGGAAUCGUCCACAACAGAGCUGCUGCGACUCUUCAACCCAACUGGCCGAACACAUACAGAGGAGAAGCCGUCACCCUGAGGUGUGAGAUCCAGGGAGGAGACUCUGAGUGGGAGUAUGAAUGGACAGCAACCAGCUCACAGGCACCUCCCAACACAAAGGAGUUCAGGAUCAGUCUGGGGUCAGAUCUGAGCGGCAGCUACUGGUGUCAGGGCCGACUGAAAGGUGCACGGCAGAACUCCACAGGAUGGAGUGUUCCCCUCACGUUGUCUGACGCGGCUGCACCACGACCUGUCGUCACUGUGUCUCCGUCAUGGCUGACUCCUGGAGCCUCCGGGACUCUCACCUGUGGGGGGGGUCCACAUCCCACUGCAGGGUGGAGGUUCUACUGGUACAGAGCUGACCCCAUUAGUUUGGAUCCAGUCUCCAGAUGUCCAGAGUCAUCUCUAUACUGGGUGUAUGUUAUGCACACUCCUGAGUUCAGUUAUGAGCUGCUCCCAGGAAGCGACGGAGGAACUGAACAAAACUCCUUCGUCAUCCAAGGCCUGACGGAGUCAGCAGGUUAUGCAUGUCGAGCUGGAAGAGGAGACCCCGUGUUUUACACUGAGUACAGUGAGACAAAGUGGGUGUGGUCUGGAGAUUCCUAUUCGUCAGUGUCUCUCACAGUGAGGCCGGACAGAGUGCAGCACUUCUUUGAUGACUUGAUCCUUCUGACCUGCGAGGGAAACUCUGAUAAUUGGAGAUUGUGGUGGAGCGUGUGCAACUCCCUGCAGCUGCACCUGAUUCCUGUUGAGGGCGUGGCCUGA